CCCCCGCCCGCCGGGGCUGCGGGGCUCGUGUUCGGCGGCGGGGACAGUCAAAGUGGCUCCCAUAGGGAGAGACGGCGAGUCCGCCCGGCGCUGCGGGAGAGGGAGGGGGCACGGGGAGCCCCAGGGUCUCCCUCCGGCCGUCCGUCCGCGCCGCCGCCGCGGGUGCGCCCCUCUCGCUCCCUUCCCGGCGUGCGCCCGGCUCCGGCAACUCGCUUCCUGCGCGGCUGGAGGAGGGAGGAGAGAGGAGAGGAGCGGAGAGCGCUUCGGCUGGGAGAGGAGAGAAGAAAGAGGGAGAAAAGAAAGAAAGAAAAGAGAGAGGGGAGAAGGGGGGGGACUUGCCUCUCUUGUCACUGGAAAAUGACACUUGAUGUAGCAGAGCCUGCCGCAGCUCCCGUUCGUCCUAUUGUUUCUUAAACUGCCAUCUGAGAUUUUUUUUUUUUUUUUGCCUGCUGCCAUCCGAGGGGUGUCUUCAUACAAAAGGGACUUCAAGUACUCCUCCGGCUUGCGAGCGCUGCAACCAGCCCCCAGCACCCCGCCAGCCCCUCCGAGCACCCAAACAAACUGCACACGCAGCAAACAGCAGCAACAAAACCGGGCUCUGAUUGCCUCUGGAUUUUUUUUUUAAUGUGCGUGCCUGUGUUUUCUUUCUCCGACUUGCUUUGAUUCCAGCGAUCAGCUGCAGAGAGAGGAAAAAAAAAAAAGAAAGAAAAAAAACCACAUAUAACAGUCCGCCUGGCGAUUUUAUCACUUUUUAAAAAUUUUGAAUAAAGAAGGAAGAUUUGCGCUGUUGUUUCUGAUUCAUGUUUGGGAUUCAGGAAAGCAUCCAGCGGAGUGGGAGCAGCAUGAAGGAAGAGCCCCUCGGCGCGGGGAUGAACGCGGUGCGGACGUGGAUGCAGGGAGCCGGCGUCCUGGACGCCAGCACGGCCGCUCAGAGCGGAGUGGGUCUGGCCCGGGCUCACUUCGAGAAGCAGCCGCCUUCCAACCUGAGGAAGUCCAACUUUUUCCACUUCGUCCUGGCUCUGUACGACCGGCAGGGGCAGCCCGUGGAGAUCGAGCGCACCGCCUUCGUGGGCUUCGUGGAGAAGGAGAAGGAAGCCAACAGCGAAAAGACCAACAACGGGAUCCACUACCGCCUGCAGCUGCUCUACAGCAAUGGGAUCAGGACCGAGCAGGAUUUCUACGUGCGGCUCAUCGACUCCAUGACCAAGCAGGCAAUAGUAUAUGAAGGCCAAGACAAGAACCCAGAAAUGUGCCGAGUUCUGCUCACACAUGAAAUAAUGUGCAGCCGCUGUUGUGACAAGAAAAGCUGUGGCAACAGAAAUGAGACUCCAUCAGAUCCAGUGAUAAUUGACAGGUUCUUCUUGAAAUUUUUCCUCAAAUGUAACCAAAAUUGCCUAAAAAAUGCAGGAAACCCUCGAGACAUGCGUCGAUUCCAGGUCGUGGUGUCUACAACAGUCAAUGUUGAUGGCCAUGUGCUGGCAGUGUCAGACAAUAUGUUUGUGCACAACAAUUCCAAGCACGGGCGGAGAGCUCGAAGACUCGAUCCCUCGGAAGGUACGCCUUCUUAUCUGGAACAUGCAGCUACACCAUGUAUCAAAGCCAUCAGUCCAAGUGAAGGAUGGACUACAGGAGGUGCCACUGUCAUCAUCAUAGGAGACAAUUUCUUUGAUGGGUUACAGGUCAUAUUCGGCACCAUGCUGGUUUGGAGUGAGCUGAUUACUCCACAUGCCAUCCGUGUACAGACGCCUCCCCGACACAUCCCAGGGGUUGUAGAAGUCACAUUGUCCUACAAAUCUAAGCAGUUUUGCAAGGGAACGCCUGGAAGAUUCAUUUACACAGCUCUGAACGAACCCACCAUUGACUAUGGUUUCCAAAGGUUACAGAAGGUUAUCCCCCGGCACCCCGGUGACCCCGAACGCUUGCCAAAGGAAGUAAUACUUAAGAGGGCUGCUGAUUUAGUAGAAGCACUCUAUGGUAUGCCACAUAAUAACCAGGAGAUAAUCCUGAAGAGAGCUGCAGACAUCGCCGAAGCGCUCUACAGCGUCCCUCGCAACCACAACCAGCUCCCCGCCCUCGCCAACACCUCCGUCCACGCGGGAAUGAUGGGGGUGAACUCCUUCAGCGGCCAGCUCGCUGUCAAUGUCUCUGAAGCCUCCCAAGCCACCAACCAGGGUUUCACUCGCAACUCCAGCAGUGUGUCACCUCAUGGCUACGUGCCAAGCACCACCCCGCAGCAGACAAACUACAACUCUGUCACAACAAGCAUGAAUGGCUAUGGGAAUGCUGGAAUGUCAAAUUUAGGCGGUUCUCCAACCUUCCUGAAUGGAUCUGCUGCCAAUUCUCCCUAUGCCAUUGUGCCCUCAAGUCCGACGAUGGCCUCCUCCACUAGCCUCCCCUCCAACUGUAGCAGCUCCUCUGGGAUUUUCUCCUUCUCACCAGCCAACAUGGUCUCAGCGGUGAAACAGAAGAGCGCGUUCGCGCCUGUCGUGAGACCCCAGACCUCCCCCCCUCCCACCUGCACCAGCACCAACGGCAAUAGCCUGCAAGACCAGUCUUUUGUGGACUCUAGCAAGUACUCCACUGCAGGGUCUCUCCAGGGGCUGGCCUUCUCCUGAACUAUAUCUGGCAUGAUUGUUCCCCCCAUGUGAAAGAAUUGCCUUGAAGAAUUUUAUUAAUGAAGAGGUUGAAUUCUGCUUCAGAGAGAAUCUGAUACAAGUCCCAGAGUGGAACUUUUUACUCAGGCCUUUUUAAAAAUAAAAAAAGAAAUAAAGAAGGAUCUUACAAUAACUGCAGAUUUUUAAACAAAACAAAAAUCACCAUCCUUGCAAAUACUGAAAUUAACAAUCCACAAUUGCAAGGUGUUGAUUCGAGUUGUCCAUCCCAAAUACCUGGGAGAUAUAUUUAUUGUAUGUUGAUAAAAAAAUCCACUUUUUUUUUUUUGUUUUGUUGGGGGGUGGGGGCUUGCUUUUAUUUCCUUCUGGUUUCUUGUGGGUUUUUUUUUAAGGCUUGAUUUAACUCAACACCAUUUGUCUUUUAUAAAUCAUACAAUUACACAAGGGACACUAGAGAUGGAACUCCACAUUUUUAAUUUAUGAUUUUUUUUUAAAGCUGUGUAAAGAAGAAUAAAGUGGUGUCAUUUACAUACAAGCCUGUAUGGGACAGAAUAGAAGUGCCAGUUAGUUUUUCAUAGAAGAAUUAUGGCCAUUUAAUUAAGGGUCGGCUCAUAUAUGUUGCUUAUCCAGUGGUGACUUGCUGAUAUGAAGCAUUUUUAAUGUUCUGAUUAAACAGAUACCACUCCCUAAAAAGCUGAUCUUUUUGGAUUAUGAGGGUGGAAUGAGGGGUGGGAAUAGUAACCUCUGUCAUUAAUAUCAGGCUGAAAAAUCGUGUAAAUAGCACAACAGGAGAAGUUCAUUCCAGAACACCACGUUGGAAGGGGACCUUAAGGUCCAACUUUUCUUGGCAAAGAGCUGGUGGAAGGGAAGGGAAGGGGAGGGUGGAAAUAUCAGAAAUGUUUCCUCUGGAAGUGCAAACCCAGUGCCUGCAGAUGCAAUGCCAGACCUGCUGCAGGAGGUGAGCACAGCCCCCUCUCUUUUGGGGUGAAAUCUCCGAGCCUCCGAUCGCUCCCUUCCUCAAGCACAGCCUCCCCUGGGCUCUGCUCUGUGGCACGGGGGGCACAGCCUGGGCCAGCCUGGGGGCGCCAGCCUGGCCCCUCUCCCCCUGCCCUGCUGCUCCUGCUGGGGCAGGGGGGCUCAGCCUCAGGGGGUUUCACCCUCCCCACCCCAAACCCCUCCUGGCCCAGCUCCCACUGGCGCCGCUCCUGUAUCAGCCGACCCUCCCGCUUUGUACCACGCUCCUCCAGGACAGGGAUCUGCUUUUCAGUAGUGAAUCAUGACUUCUGGGGUGGGGCUUUCCAAUCAAAACCAUAGCUUCUGUUUUACCACGAAAAAAUUUUGCUAUCAUUAUCUGGGAAGUGUUCUUAAAAAUUAUUAGUCAAAGAGGCAGCAAAGCUCUGAAGAUGCAUUACCUGAUAUUUUUUCUUUGCUGUUGUGUUUUGUAUGUAGUUAUAAAUACUGUAGAUUUUUUGUGAUUUUUUGCCAAAGUUGUUGUUCUAUUUAUACAUUUUAAUGUCUUAAGACAGUUUUUCAAUAUCACAAAAAAGAAAAAAAAAAAGAAUUUUACUGCAUAUUUUGCAAAAAGAGCUCACUACCUUUAGCUUGCACAUACUUGCAAAUUAAUUAAAGAAAAAAAAGCUUUUUGUUUCUGUUUUUUGUUUGUUUGUUUUACGGGGGAUUUUGUAAAAUAUCCAUAUAAAUAAUGUAUUUAUCUUUGGAA
Molecule: messenger RNA, 4332 nt
Organism: Camarhynchus parvulus
Lineage: Eukaryota; Metazoa; Chordata; Aves; Passeriformes; Thraupidae
Gene: EBF1
Product: EBF transcription factor 1
Exons: 17
Coding region: 801-2615 (604 amino acids)
Biological process (GO): regulation of transcription by RNA polymerase II
Molecular function (GO): DNA-binding transcription factor activity, RNA polymerase II-specific; RNA polymerase II cis-regulatory region sequence-specific DNA binding
Source: RefSeq, a predicted model, not a curated record